AUGGCUUCAAUAAAUGUUCGCGAUCAAAAGAUCGAACAGCAACGUCAAUUGAUGGAGCAAAAAAUGAAGCAGAAAAGGCAGAAUUCAGGAAUGGUCCAAGCCAACGAUCUGCGGGUCGGUUCAGCUAAACGUCCGAUAUCUGGUAGUCGCUCCAGAGAACUCCAUGGCUAUGAUGGUCCGAUGCAAUUUCUUAUGUCGCCAGUCAACCCAGACCAAGUUAUUCCGCUUCAAACAAAUAGAAUGUCAACGUAUGACGAACUAGGCAACCAAAUAGAGGUGCUGACGGUAGGCGACGGCUCCGGUAGCGGAGAGGAGGAAGAGGAGAGCGUGCCCGUUUGUAGCGUUGGCCGCGACGCGAGCGCCGAUGACGUAUGUGCCGACGCGGCCGUCGCUCCCCUUCAGCCGAGGGGCGCUGUGCGCAGGGACCUGUCUCCGAGCCAGACAGCAGAGAUCGAGGGUUCCGUAGAAGGAGCAGUGGAGAUGUUCGUAGUGACCCCUGCUAAGCACGGCACCCUGUAUAAGUGCCGGAUAGCACGCGACCGCAAGGGAAUGGAUAGGGGGCUGUAUCCUACCUACUUUCUGCACCUGGAGAAGGAUUACGGAAAGAAAGUUUUCUUACUGGCUGCUCGCAAGCGCAAGAAGUCAGCCACCUCCAACUACCUGAUCUCAACUGACCCUACGGAACUGACGCGUACCGCUGACAGUUUCGCUGGAAAACUCCGCUCCAAUCUCCUGGGGACUGCCUUCACGGUGUAUGAUAACGGCAAGGCUUGGAGAAAGCACGACCACGCAAGAACCAGACACGAGCUAGCAGCAGUAGUUUAUGACACAAACGUCUUAGGCUUCAAAGGACCUCGCAAAAUGACGGUAAUCCUGCCGGGCAUGACACCAGACCGGCAACGCGUCACCAUCGCACCCCAAGACGACAGCGAAACGCUCCUUGAAAGAUUGAAAGCCCAAAACCUGGACGACAUAGUAGUACUACACAACAAAACGCCAGUAUGGAACGACGAGACCCAGUCGUACGUGCUAAACUUCCACGGUAGAGUGACUCAAGCCAGUGUGAAAAAUUUCCAAAUAGUGCACGAUUCGGAACCGGACUAUGUGGUGAUGCAGUUUGGCAGGAUAUCCGAGGAUGUCUUCACGAUGGACUUCAGGUAUCCGCUGUGUGCAUUGCAAGCGUUUGGCAUCGCUCUCAGCUCGUUUGACAGCAAACUUGCUUGCGAGUAAGUUUAGUGUUUUAAUAUGGUUAACUGGUUUGAAAUGUUGGAGAGAUACUAUUGAGAUUUAUUUCAGCUAAUCUCAACGUCACAAAUGAUUUUAUUCACUUUUACCUUUAUCAAGUAAGUUCUAUUUAUUUAUUUAUUUAAAGACUAUUGCACACACAACAAUGUUCUGUACAAAAAGGCGAGCUUAAUGCCAUAUUUACAUUCUAUGUAUAUUUACAGUCACAAUUACUAACGGACAAUUUCAAAACAGUUAACUGUAUUUACUCUGACGAAUUUAUGUAUAGUUUAGUUAUGGGUACGUCAUGGGUAGAAAUUAAAAGAUAUCUACUGUAAAUUCCCAGCAUUUGCUUAUGUAUUUAAGGGUUUAUCGUUUGAAUACAUAAUCCACAGAGAAGAGAGCUGAUCAGAAAAACUUCUAAUUUCUGCCCAUGAUAAAUUAUUAUCAAAUAUUAGAUAGCAAUGUGUUAAUAAACAAAUGCGCACAUUUUAGUUUGGUGCUUGUCGUGACGUAGGUUGUGUUAGCGUUUUGACUUUUAUCGAUUGUAUUCAUAAGUCUCAUUUUGUUUCUCAUUGAGGCUUGUACAAAUGUACAGCCAAAUGGACCGUUUUAUGAAGAUGAUUGUAGGCAAAUAAUCCAUGUAAUAACAUAAACUGCUGGAGUAAUAUUAUUUAUAUUUUUAAAAUGAUAUCCCAGUGUCUGAAAACUUGUUUCUCAGUAUUCGUAUAUCAACUAAAGUCUGGUCGCGGAGCACGUAGAAUUUUGUCCA
Molecule: messenger RNA, 1996 nt
Organism: Ostrinia furnacalis (Asian corn borer)
Lineage: Eukaryota; Metazoa; Arthropoda; Insecta; Lepidoptera; Crambidae
Gene: ktub
Product: Tub domain-containing protein ktub
Exons: 7
Coding region: 1-1230 (409 amino acids)
Biological process (GO): protein localization to cilium
Cellular component (GO): cilium
Source: RefSeq, a predicted model, not a curated record